Rhizophagus irregularis DAOM 181602=DAOM 197198 is the source of this 669-nucleotide messenger RNA. RefSeq lists its product as uncharacterized. Lineage: Eukaryota; Fungi; Glomeromycota; Glomeromycetes; Glomerales; Glomeraceae. The record is from RefSeq and is a predicted model, not a curated record.
AUGCCACCAUCAAAACGUGGACGAAAAAAAAAUGGAACUACAACUAAUGUACAAUCAUCAUCUUUUAAAGAUAUGCUCAAGGAUAUGGCAAAAGUAUCCAGUGUAUCGAUACCUCUUCAAUCUAAAAAAACUCGUAAUACGGAAAGAGGCGAACAGACUUUGACCAGAACAAAAAAGCAAAAAGAUACUUCAGUAAUUGUACAACCAUUAAUACCAGUGGCAAAUAAAAAAAUUGAUUACCAAGAUGUUCCUUUGGAUUUACCGUCCCCUCGUAUACAAAUUUCUGUUGAUGAUGAUAAUAGACUUGAAAAUACUAAUAAUAGAAAGAAAAAAGACGUACACGAAAAGGAAAACGAAAAUACGAUCAAUGAUGAACAAUUAGAUAAUUCAACUGAAUUUGAUGCUAUACCAGUUCAACGAUCUUCAAGAGUUGCUGAAAAACAAUCUACUAAAUCAUCUCAAACUUUUCCAAAGAUUGUAAAACCAAAAAAUAAAUCAACUUCCAUAGAAGAUAUUUUAGCAUCAUCGAAAUCAACAAAUGUAUCAUCAGAAUCUAUAUCAAAUGUGGCAAUUACCGAAGCGGUGACUAGGCGUAAAACAUCGGAGAAAUUUAUCGAUCUACCAAUCAAACGUAAAUACAUUAUUGUUUAUGUAUCAAUUAUCACGUGA